AUGGAUCACGACACAGAAGUCAUAAUCAAGGAUUUUAAUAGUAUUCUUGAGGAGCUAACCUUCAAUUCGAGGCCCAUCAUUACCACUCUCACGAAGUUAGCAGAAGAAAAUAUUUCAUGUGCCCAAUAUUUUGUUGACUCUAUUGAGAACAGAAUUGAAAAGUGUAUGCCUAAGCAGAAACUAUACGCCUUUUAUGCUUUAGACUCCAUUUGUAAGAACGUUGGCAGCCCAUAUACAAUCUACUUUAGUAGAAAUUUGUUUAAUUUAUACAGGAAAACAUAUUUAUUAGUGGAUAACACCACUAGAACAAAGCUCAUCAAUAUGUUUAAGCUUUGGUUGAAUCCUAAUGACACCGGCAUGCCCCUGUUUGAAGGUUCAGCACUAGAGAAAAUUGAACAAUUCUUAAUAAAGGCCAGCGCUCUACACCAGAAAAAUCUGCAAGCAAUGUUGCCAACUCCAACUGUCCCCCUUCUGUUAAGGGACAUUGACAAAUUAACGUCUUUGACUACUGAAAGGCUGAAGAAUCAGCCAAAUGAUGAAAAAUUGAAAAUGAAGCUCCUGGUUCUGUCCCAACUGAAACAAGAAUUGAAAAGAGAAAAGUUGACUCUCAAUGCUUUGAAACAGGUUCAAAUGCAACUGAGGCAGGUUUUUUCACAGGACCAACAAGUUUUGCAAGAUAGAAUGAGAUAUCACGAGUUUCAGCAGCAGCAGCAGCAGCAGCAGGAACAGCAACAAUAUCACGAAACUAAGGACAAUAUUGGUACCCCCCCUCAAAACUCUAACGCGGCUAUUCCGCUGUUUGGCAAUAAUUCUGAUACGAUGAACCAACAGGGCACUUUAUCUUCGUCCCUCUUCGGCAGUAUUUCUGGCGUCGAAUCCUUUCAAGACAUCGAAAAAAAGAAAUCAGUAAAUAAAAUCAAAAAUCUUUAUGCAUCUCUGCAAUCUGAGGGGCUCAUAUAUACUCCGCCAAAGGACUCCAUUGUAACACUUUAUAAAAAAUUAAAUGGACAUUCAAGCUACUCACUGGAUUCUAACGAAAAACAACUGAUGAAGAACCUGCCAAAGAUUCCUUUAUUGAAUGAUAUUCUUUCCGACUGCAAAGCUUAUUUCGCCACAGUUAACAUUGACGUUUUAAAUAACCCAACCCUGCAGUUAUCCCAACAAACUCUACUUCAAGAAAAUCCGAUCGUCCAAAAUAAUCUUAUUCACUUACUGUACAGAUCAAAACCAAAUAAAUGUAGCGUGUGCGGUAAAAGAUUUGGUAACUCGGAAAGUGAAAAAUUACUACAAAAUGAACAUUUGGACUGGCACUUUAGGAUAAGCACAAGAAUCAAGGGAUCUCAAAAUACAGCAAACACAGGCAUAAGCAGUUCUAAUUCAACUACGACUACCACAAGGAAAAACAUUCAGUCAAGGAACUGGUACUUGAACGAUUCUCAAUGGGUAGCCUUUAAGGAUGAUGAAAUCACCUCUACUAGGCAUAAAAGUGACUACGCUGAUUCUAAUACUAACAAUAAUAGUGAUAACAUAAAUUCAAGUGGUUAUGCUGAUGACAGUAAUGAAAACUCCUUAAAUCCUUCAGGAAAUGAUAAAGAUAAUGAGGUGAAAAUAAGGGAAAAGUAUGUUGUUGUACCUGAAACUUCACAGGACAUGACUUUCACAUGUCCAAUUUGUAAAGAAACAGUCACUGGCGUCUAUGAUGAAGAAUCAGGCGAAUGGAUCUGGAAAAACACCAUUGAAGUCAACGGUAAAUAUUUCCAUUCCACCUGCUACCAUGAAACUUCGCAAAAUUCCAAUAAAACUGUAGAAGGACAGAUUGAUUUGGACGACUUAAAGAAAUUAAUCACUAAAUAA
This is a messenger RNA of Saccharomyces kudriavzevii IFO 1802, 1854 nucleotides long. It is a transcript of the gene PCF11, whose product is annotated as Pcf11p. The transcript has a single exon. The record is from RefSeq and is a predicted model, not a curated record. Gene Ontology annotation, molecular function: mRNA binding; RNA polymerase II complex binding. Lineage: Eukaryota; Fungi; Ascomycota; Saccharomycetes; Saccharomycetales; Saccharomycetaceae. Gene Ontology annotation, biological process: termination of RNA polymerase II transcription. The coding region runs from base 1 to 1854 and encodes 617 amino acids. Gene Ontology annotation, cellular component: mRNA cleavage factor complex; cytoplasm.